AUGUUACAGAAAACAACUUGUCGUAUAUUAAUGUGCAGACCAACAUAUUUUAAAGUUUUCUACGCAAUUAAUCCGUGGAUGGCGGUGAAUAAUCCUGUCGACACCAAGAAAGCGACGAAUCAAUGGAAUAAAUUGAAGGAGACAAUAGAGAAUUGUGGCGCAAAGGUUGAGGUCAUGGAGCCACCCGAGGGCGCCAAAGAUGUACCGGAUCUCGUGUUCACCGCCAAUGCAGCGAUAGUGAGAGGAGAUCAAGUGUAUUUGGCGAAUUUUACUCAUGCGCAACGGAAAGCCGAAUGGAAAUUUAACGACAAAUGGUUCCGACAGAACGGAUUUUACACUCAUUUUAAUCCAAAUAUACCUCAUGAAGGUACUGGCGACGCUCUUUGGUGCUGCAAACGCAAAGUGCUGAUCGCUGGAGUCGGUCCGAGAUCUGAUGUCCGUGCGUUACCUGAUAUUCAAGAAAAGCUGCAGACUGAAGGCGAUGAUUUUCAAGAUAUGUGGGAGUUCGUCUGGUGGGUGACAGGCACGUCGCGUGACAAUCUGAAAAUGCCUUAUUUCCAUUGUUUCAUUCACGAGCCCUUCUAUACUCAUAUGUGUUCCCCACGUUGUUGGGUGGAGGACCGCGGCAAGCCAUCGCCGUGCAAAGCG
Ostertagia ostertagi is the source of this 648-nucleotide messenger RNA. The record is from the annotation of a GenBank genome assembly. Lineage: Eukaryota; Metazoa; Nematoda; Chromadorea; Rhabditida; Trichostrongylidae.